Molecule: messenger RNA, 1735 nt
Organism: Artibeus jamaicensis (Jamaican fruit-eating bat)
Lineage: Eukaryota; Metazoa; Chordata; Mammalia; Chiroptera; Phyllostomidae
Gene: SPATA6
Product: spermatogenesis associated 6
Biological process (GO): motile cilium assembly; spermatogenesis
Molecular function (GO): myosin light chain binding
Source: RefSeq, a predicted model, not a curated record
AUGCCAUGGCAACGAGUCCGCGCCCCGCGCACUGCUGCUUCUCCGGCCGGACCCAGGCUGGACCGCGGGCCCCGGCCUGGGGGCCACAGCUGCCACCGCAGCCGCCACCUCGUCUUCUCCCCGUCCCCGCUCCGCCGCGCGUCUCCUCGCCUCUUUCGGGCCCACGGCCGGGGUCCCUCCCCGCCGCCACACCCCGCGCGGAUGCCGAAGGUCAAGGCUCUGCAAUGCGCCCUAGCGCUGGAGAUCCGCUCUGUGACCUGUCCAGGAGUGGUGCUGACAGACAAGGAGGACAUCUACCUUAGCAUCUGUGUGUUUGGCCAGUACAAAAAGACACAAUGUGUCCCAGCCACUUUUCCAUUGGUCUUCAAUGCCAGAAUGGUGUUUGAAAAGGUGUUCCCAGAAGCAGUGGACCCUGGAGAUGUGGUUGCACAGCUGGAAUAUGAUACAGCAUUAUUUGAGUUGAUUCAACUAGUUCCACCAGUGGGUGAAACACUGUCUGCAUAUGAUGAAAACACACGCGAUUUCAUGUUUCCGGGUCCGAACCAACUCUCUGGGCACCACGACUCCAACCGCCAGGUCACCAUGAGCAGGAUUUCUGGCCUUCGCGGAAUUGCUCCAAAGCUGGAAUUUUCUACAACCUCAGUGAUUACUGAAUGUCUGAUAAGUUCAAGGAAGUGCCGCACUCAGGAUAAGUAUAUGUACCAUACGGCUCCAGUUGAAAAAUCACACGGCAGACUGCAAAGCAGAUCAUCAAGAUCGCAAAAGAAGAAAUCCAAGUCCCCUGAGAGAAAUAAAUAUUGUAUAAAUGCAAAAAACUACGAACAGCCUACGAUAUCUUCAAAGUCACACUCUCCAUCCCCCUACACAAAAAGACGCAUGUGUGAGCUAUCAGAAGACACCAGGCGGCGGCUGGCGCACUUAAAUCUGGGACCCUAUGAAUUCAAAAAAGAAACAGAUAAACCUCCAUUUGUGAUUAGACAUGUCGAUCCCCCAAGUCCCAGGGCUGAUCACUUUUUGGGGUCUUCUGGCAGAGACUGUGAAAGAGAUGGAUGGUCCAGGAUGCACAAUGAUCAUUCUCAUCUUGGCAGCUACAGACCCAAGGAUUAUAAGGUUAUUAGGACACCCCAUGGGAGAGACUUCGAUGACUCUUUGGAAAGAUGUGAUGAGUAUUUGAGCCCAAGGUCAUGUAGCAAGCCCCAGCAUUCCGCGAGGACCAUACAUGUCCACUCAGCACCCUCAACAAUGCUGAAGCAUUCUCCAAGCCCUGUGUUAAAUCGUGCUUCUCUCAGGGAAAGAUUCCAUUCUGACUGGUGUUCACCUUCAAACUGUGAUGAGAUCCAUGACCGGGUAAAAAAUGUCUUGAAAUCACAUCAGGCUCAUCAAAGACAUUUAUAUGAUGAAAGAGAUACAGAAAAAGAAGAAGAACUAGAACUAAAAAGAGGUCUUUUUUGCAGAGACUAUGCCUAUGACAGUGACCCUGAGUACAGCUCAUUUCAGCGGCCACAUGGCACAAUCCAUUUGGAUGAUGGUGAAUACUGGUCCAACAGGGCAGCCACUUAUAAAGGAAAAUCCCACCGACCCAUCUUUGAGAACAGCAUGGAAAAGCUGUACAGGAACUUGUACAAGAAGGCCUGUAGUUCUGCUUCUCAUACACAGGAAAGCUUCUGAGGCCACCCACGAUAAACCGUGUGAAUGUUCGUGUCAACUUCCCAAUGAAAACGUUUGAUGCGAUCGA